AUGUUUUCUAUUCAUCGAACAACAGUAUCAAGAAUAUUUUAUUCAACUUUAGAUAAUCUAGCUGAAGCAACUGCAACAUUAGUAUUUUGGCCAGAUAAAUUAAGUGUCCGAGCAACAAUGCCAGAUUGCUUCAAACCAAACUAUAGCAAUACUCGUGUCAUUAUUGAAUGUACUGAAUUUAAAAUUGAUGUGCGUUCUGCAGUAGAUCAUCGCGUGUAUUGUUAUUCUAAUUAUAAAAAAGGAUUUACUCUCAAAGUGUUAAUUGGUAUUACUCCCAGUGGCUUCAUCUGUUUCAAGUCACCUGCAGUAGGUGGUAGAAAAAGUGAUUCUCAAAUCACAAUUGAAUCAGGUUUAAUUGAUCUAUUAGAAGAAGAGGAUGUAGUAUUGGCUGACAAAGGAUUCCCAGAUAUCCAAACUGUGAUUGACAGUCAAGGCAAAAAAAUUCUUCUUGUUAUGCCACCUUUUUUAGAAAGAAAAAAAGAAUUUUCUCAAGAGGAAACUGAGCAAACAUAUACUAUAGCUAGAGUCAGGAUACACGUGGAAAGAAUAAUGCAAAGGCUGAAGACUUAUAAUAUUUUAAAUAAAAUACCUGAAUAUUUGUUUGACAACGUCGAUGACAUAAUACAUAUAUGCUGUGUAUUAGUUAAUCUACAGCCUCCAAUAUUUGCUGAAAAAAGUGAAAACAAUAAUUGA
Molecule: messenger RNA, 693 nt
Organism: Diabrotica virgifera virgifera (western corn rootworm)
Lineage: Eukaryota; Metazoa; Arthropoda; Insecta; Coleoptera; Chrysomelidae
Exons: 1
Coding region: 1-693 (230 amino acids)
Source: RefSeq, a predicted model, not a curated record